Messenger RNA from Colletotrichum phormii, 536 nucleotides. RefSeq lists its product as uncharacterized. The record is from RefSeq and is a predicted model, not a curated record. Lineage: Eukaryota; Fungi; Ascomycota; Sordariomycetes; Glomerellales; Glomerellaceae. The transcript has a single exon. Bases 52 to 372 code for a protein of 106 amino acids.
CAUCCGCGCAAGCUUGGUGACUGUUUUUCUAACUCCCCUUAUGUCGAUGAGAUGGUACUCGGUGACGACAUGUCCAUUUCGUCAUCUUUACCAAACAAAAGGAAUCCUACGCCGUUAUGUGAUGGUCAACUGUACCACCACUGCGAAGUGUACUUACAUAUGGCGUCAGGACCAUCCCCCCUCCCAAAUCUCACAUGUCCAAAACCACAACGUCCUGCUGAAUCAGACGGGGAGAAGAUUGGCACCCAGAGGCAUCCAAUAGCAAUGCUUUCAGGCGUUGGCAACGAUACGUACUUCCAAGACCCUCCCGUCAGCCGGCCUGCAGGAUCGAAGAUGACGGGUUGGCCACCAAGAUACCUUAAGUACCGCUAGCUCAUCAGUCGUCCUCACCAAACGCUGGCUAGUCCUUCAAAGUAAAAGAGAGCCGCGUUCAUCAUACAGACAAUUUCAAGAGUUGCAAAUACGAAUCACUCGUCAAACGUCAGCUUCAUUCAACAGAUGCCUCGUCUGUCUGGUCUUGCAGUCUUCUCUUCUGU